Messenger RNA from Penicillium canariense, 2166 nucleotides. RefSeq names its product Zn(II)2Cys6 transcription factor domain-containing protein. Gene Ontology annotation, molecular function: zinc ion binding; DNA-binding transcription factor activity, RNA polymerase II-specific; transcription cis-regulatory region binding. The record is from RefSeq and is a predicted model, not a curated record. Gene Ontology annotation, cellular component: nucleus. The transcript has 5 exons. NCBI's taxonomy places the organism in Eukaryota, Fungi, Ascomycota, Eurotiomycetes, Eurotiales, Aspergillaceae. Bases 1 to 2166 code for a protein of 721 amino acids. Gene Ontology annotation, biological process: positive regulation of transcription by RNA polymerase II.
AUGCCGGGGGUUCCCUCUAAUAAGGCAUGCGAGCGGUGUAAGAAAAGGCAUUUGAAGUGUGACGAGACGCGACCUCACUGCCAGCGGUGUACCACCGCUGGGGUGGACUGCCCGGGUUAUGUCCAGACCCGUAAAUUUAUCGACCAAGGCGCCACAGUGAGGCGCCGGUAUGCUCCAUAUCAGGAGAAACAUGCAAAACCAAGCGCCCCAAUCAAUGCUGAUCAAGGGAGUGAACAUGCGCCUAGCCAAGCGCAGCAUGAAGGCCAAGUGGGGAUGACUCAGGAGCGGCCUGGUCAAGACUUAAUUGAUAUCAGGAAAGGCGCCUCUACAUUUAGCUUCCAAUUGGAAGAAAUAAGGCCAGCAUCUAGAACCGACAUGCAAAUGGCACAGCCUCCGGGUCUCCCAAGCCAAUCGGGUAUCACAGCCCCCGCAGCUCAGUUACGCAGCCCCAAUGCAACAGGGGCUCAUUAUGGGUCGGACCUCACUCGUUUCUCUGGCUUUGGAGACAGUGGGAGGUCGCCAAGAAGCCCCAUGCAAAGCUCGGAAGUAUCACCACACGCCACCUUGGGACUACCUUCAACUCUUGAAAAUAUACACAACAACCUGCCAACCGACCUUCCGCAUUACCAAAGACUGCUCUCCUCGGAAAGCUUGUCGCAAAGAAGCGAGAAAGAAGAAUUCCAGGAGAUUUUCUCAGAUCUCGUGACUGGCACUGAGCAUGAGAUUGCAUUCCUUACCCGCCAUUUUGCAGAAAUCCUGGGCCCAUGGUUGGACUUAUCCGAUGCUGGGAAGUUCUUCUCGGUUUAUGUUCCGAUCAGAGCUCUCAAUUGUUCAUCUCUCAAGUAUUCCAUCGCAGCUCUGGCGGCGAAACAACUUGGUCGGGUGAAAGGUUCCAAAUCAAGCAUUGGGGGAGGGAUCUACACCAGUCCUUCUUCGACUGAGUUGUAUCCAAAUUCUGGACAAGUCGACUGGUUCUUGAAGGCUGCUAACUACUACUAUCUGGCUGUGUCGGAUCUGACUACAUCCACGUCAGACGGCUAUUCCAUCCUAUCCACAUCAUCCGUUCUCAACUCACCCAUUGAAAUGGUCGCUCGGUGGCUGAACACACAGGCGACACAAGGGACCAGCCAGAACUUUGAUGACGGCCCUUUCAUCCGAAAGACCGAAGAGAUUCUGGCAACGAUCACACUUCUGUCAUUAUUCAAAUUAUUGGACGCAAAAGGGGAGGAGUGGCACGCGUACCUCACGGGCAUCCGUUCCGUUUUCGAUGCUCUCCUUCAGAUGAAGCAAAUGCAGUCGAUAUCGUUUCCCCAUGGAAUCCGCGCUUCUUUCUGGAAUUUCGUUCGCCAAGACUAUCUCGGUGCAUACUAUAUUCGUUCAGCCACGCAUCUUGAUACCACAAAUUUGCCUCUAUGGCGGGCCGCCGGAAUAUCAAUCGACGACCAAGGGAAGUUCCAGAUCAUCGAAGACUGGUCUAUAAACCUAUCUCGGGAAGAUAAAACAUUCAAUGGUCUUUCUUGGCUUGUCUCCAAGGUCGUGAAUUUCCUCGCCAAAUCCAAACAGUCGCAGAUUGCCCAGUGGACAGGAUCACCACCAGAUAAUCUAUCUGGAGCCCAAGACGUGCCAGUUAGUCCCAUUCAACAGGCCUAUCCUGGCACAAACACCUGGUUAGACCUAUGCUUUGAGUUUCAAACUUGGUUCGAGGGCGUCCCCGAGACAGUUCGCCCAUGUGUCCGCAUCGAACACCCCAGAGAUGUGUCGAGGCCACCCAAUGGUAGCCAGUUUCCUUUUCCCGAAGUCUUCCACAGCUUAGCGACAUGUGCAGCUGCCAUGCAACAUUACCAUUUUGGCAGAAUUGCGUUGUUGUUGAAUCGUCCACAGGACGUCAUAAGUGGGCCAAGCACAGCAUUUGACCGUUUGCAAAGCUACCGAGAAGUGACGAAGGAGGUCGAGUACCGCUGUCGGGAAGUAUGCGGCAUUGCCGUAGGACGGCCCCAGGGCGAAGUCCGAGUAUACAUGAUCCCACUUUUAUUUGCGGUGGGGCAGUGUUUGGAGAGUGCGGAUGAGCAUCAAAUUAUUGUGGAUCUUUUGCGGGGCGUGGAAGCGGACCUGGGCUGGGCCACCGAAUACGCGGUUGAGAAACUCCAAUCUUCAUGGAAUCGAUGA